AUGGAACUGAAGCCCCUGCAAGCGCAGCUGAAUGCCUACAACAUGCAAAAGACUCACCAAAAGGUCUUGCUCGACCGGAUGCACGUCUUCCAGAAGCUGUUCUCGUUCACCCGAGAAAACCACCGAUUUGAUCAGGGUGUGGACACCUAUCUAGUUGAUAUCUGCGAGCAACAGUUCCGCCAUUGGCUUCAGCAACUCCAAAUGCAGACCAACCAGGACAUGGCGCCAGCAUCGUCGCUAGCAUCAGGACCUGCUCCUACUCCAAGCUCGGCACAGACUGGGAGGGCCGACUUUGAAGUGGUCAAUUUGGUUGAAGUCGAACUGCGGCAGGAGCGUGAAGCCGCCAAGCGCGAGCUGGAGGAAAAGCGCCAGAAGAUCAUCGAGUACGAAGCUACAAUCGCCAAGCUCGAACGUAAGGAAAAGGAAUGGAAGGCCAAGUACCUCGAGCUGGCCAGCAAGCAGCUAGAACCUACUUCGCAGCCUUCCGAGCCACAGCCGAUGGGGACCGAGUCCUCAUGCACCACUCCCACCGCGGCAAUUGUGCCUUUGCCCGCGGUCCCAGCUGCUUCGUCGGAGUCCCUUCCUGAACCACAGUCCGAUGACGCCGACCACAUCCUUUGGCAAGGUAGCGCCGUGCCUCGGUGGUGUGAAGGGGAGGUAGCCUAUCUCGAAGCGCGGGCGCGGCCUUCGCAGGAGUACGCUCAUGGUUCUGCCACGGACGUAGAGCAGUGGCCGACGCAGCUCUUGAUUAAAGGCGUGUGUUCCACCCAACAUGCAUCCGCCUCCAUUGCGCAGGUCGUCCAGAUUGGAUACCGCGUGCCUCGCCUGGUCUUCACCCCCGCUGGACGUGCAGUCGAAAGCUUCGUGGGGUUGAAUCAAGACCUGCAGGCCCAGGCCAAAAUGGGGGUUGUGGAUUGCAUUCCCAAUAUGACGAUGCUCAUCCAACCCGACCCGGACGAUGAGAGGCAGCUGUUCGCGUACCUGCUGCCUAGGAUCCCGCUCAAGCAAGCGGGAUUGCCCCCCGGUGAGGGCAAUAACGGCGAGGGCCAAGGCCGCAAGAGGAAUCGAGAGUCGGGGAGGGAGCGGACAAGAACUGCCAAGACGACUACGACGAAGAAGAAGAGCCACGAAGAGGUCUACGACGAAGAAAAAACAAGAAGAUCCUUCGGAAGGAAGGAGAAGAAGAGCAGCGAUGACGAUUUCGAGUACCACCACGAAGAGGAUGACGACGAUCUGGAGAACGAGGACGAAGUCGACGAGUUCGAACCAAAGGAAGAGAAGAAGAAGGGGAAGCGCAAGACCAGAAGGAUACGCUAG
Acanthamoeba castellanii str. Neff is the source of this 1317-nucleotide messenger RNA. RefSeq lists its product as uncharacterized. The record is from RefSeq and is a predicted model, not a curated record. The transcript has 7 exons. NCBI's taxonomy places the organism in Eukaryota, Discosea, Longamoebia, Acanthamoebidae. The coding region runs from base 1 to 1317 and encodes 438 amino acids.